Talaromyces stipitatus ATCC 10500 is the source of this 309-nucleotide messenger RNA. RefSeq lists its product as uncharacterized. The coding region runs from base 1 to 309 and encodes 102 amino acids. NCBI's taxonomy places the organism in Eukaryota, Fungi, Ascomycota, Eurotiomycetes, Eurotiales, Trichocomaceae. The record is from RefSeq and is a predicted model, not a curated record. The transcript is spliced from 2 exons.
AUGCACAAGAAAGAAUCAAUACUAUUAGAAUCCACAAAUAGCGAGUGUAUCGCAGGAUACUAUGACUAUAGCACAGUACACUCAAUCACAGAUUCGGCUCUAGUUUCUCGUGUCGCAUUCAACAUCACGGACGAAGAGGGCGAAGACACUCCAGUCGAUCUGCCUAUGACAUGCGUACUGGGAAGAUAUGAUUUGAACACCGACUACAAUGGUUUGACGGACGAACAGGUUGAAAAUGAAAGCAAGAAACUGAUCAUGAACGGGCCAAUCAAGGCAUAUUUACAAUGGAAAUUUUCAUAUCUCCGCUAA